ACAGUAUGGGUAUCACUCGUGAUUCGCGCCACAAGCGCUCGCACACCGGGGCUCGUAAAGCCAGCUACCGGAAGAAGCGUAAGUUCGAACUUGGUCGUCAACCCGCCAUGACGAAACUCGACACUUCUAAGCGUAUCAACACCGUCCGCACAAGGGGUGGAAACACCAAAUACCGUGCUCUCCGUUUGGACACUGGGAAUUUUGCUUGGGGCUCGGAGCAUGUGACUCGUAAGACGAGGUUGCUUCAGGUGCGAUACAAUGCGUCAAACAACGAGUUGCUACGUACUCAAACCCUUGUCAAAUCCUGUGUAAUCGACGUCGAUGCUACCCCCUUCAGACAGUGGUACGAAGCCCACUACGCUCAACCUAUCUUCCGAGGAGCGAAACUCCCCGAAGAGCAGACCGAAAAGACUCAAUCCAACCACGUGAAACGUAUCCUCGACGAACGCAAGAAGGACGCGAAGAUCGACCCUCUCCUCGAGCAGCAAUUCAAGGCUGGUAGACUGUUGGCUAUUCUUACCUCGCGACCUGGACAAAGUGGACGAGCAGAUGGAUACAUCCUCGAGGGCAAAGAGCUCGACUUUUACCUGAGGAAGCUACAAGUCCGCAAAGCCAAACACUAGGUCGACGGUUGACAGGAGAUUGUCUCGGCUGUAUCAUGCAUCGGAUUCUCAUGCCGA
This is a messenger RNA of Tremella mesenterica DSM 1558, 680 nucleotides long. RefSeq lists its product as uncharacterized. Lineage: Eukaryota; Fungi; Basidiomycota; Tremellomycetes; Tremellales; Tremellaceae. Gene Ontology annotation, cellular component: ribosome; cytosolic small ribosomal subunit. The record is from RefSeq and is a predicted model, not a curated record. Bases 6 to 623 code for a protein of 205 amino acids. Gene Ontology annotation, molecular function: structural constituent of ribosome. Gene Ontology annotation, biological process: translation; maturation of SSU-rRNA from tricistronic rRNA transcript (SSU-rRNA, 5.8S rRNA, LSU-rRNA). The transcript is spliced from 5 exons.